AUGUCUAGUCUCGGUGUUGGUGGCAUUAGCUAUGGUGGAGGCGCUGGAGGUAUUCUCCUAGCUGCUGGCUACAGCGAAGAUAUCAAAUUUUACGAUACGUUCACCGGGGAGAUGCUGAAGACUAUCGGAGGCCCGGGCUCGAGAGUACCAGGUGUCGAGGGCGUGGGCCUUCCAGCCGGUGCAGCCCAGUACGGCAAUGUGAUUGACGGACAUGUCAACUGUCUUGAGCUCACUCCGGACGACCGUUUUGUGGCCGCAGCGGGAAAUCCAUGGCUGAGAAUCUUCGAUUGUGAGUACACUAGCGCACCGUAUGCGAGCUAUGAGGGUGGGCAUCGGGAUAAUAUCACUGGUGUUAAUUUCGAAGAGGAUGCUAAAUGGUUCGUCACAUCAUCUGAAGACGGUACGGCGAAAAUAUGGGACCGACGGGCUCCGGCUGGCGACGAGAAAAGCUUCCAAAUGUGUUUCAAGAAUCAGCAGCCUGACGGUAGCGGUGGUGCCAUACACUGCUGUGUGCUGCAUCCCAACCAAGCCGAGGUCUUGUGUGGUGAUGCUAGUGGUCGGGUCGCUGUGUGGGAUCUCACGGCUAACAGGGUGUGGACGGAGGUGCCGGACCCAGGAGCCUCGCCGAUCAAAUCCAUAGCGGUGGCUCCAACGUAUGCAGACCCGUCCAGUGAUGCGGUGACUGUGGUGGCAGCCAACCAUAAGGGCUCCUGUUUUUCAUGGCGUGUAUGCGGAGAACAACAUGAAGUCGUUACGCCACCUCGAACACCUGAAGUGCAUGCACGGGGUGGUAUCGAAAUUUCCAAUGGGAUCAACGCGGGUCCACCAGCGACCUCAGGAAGUACCUCAACAUCAUCAGAAGGAUCGUCCGAUCGGCAGCAGCAGACGGCAUCGAAUAUCAAACCUUCUCGGGAAACACCAUCAAUUGAUCGACUUUCCGAGUUUGAGAAUUCCAUCGCAGAGGAUGCGGACUCGAGCAGCUGGGUCCCCCUCAAUGUUUUGGAUGCACAUGACGCCUACGUAUUGAAAGUUCGAUUCGCACCGGGACCGGCCCGCUUGCUGGCCACCUGCAGUAGUGAUGGCACAGCACAGAUAUGGCAGUCGCAUAGUGAUGGGUUUUCAAGACAGUGUGGUUUCGAUGGUCAUCCACGAUGGGUGUGGGACUGUGCCUUCGGAGCUGAUCGGAGGUCUUUCUACACUGCCUGCACUGAUGGUGUUGUGCGUUUAUGGGACCUCAGCACUACUGGGCAGCAGCAGUCUAGGAAUGGAGUUGAUAGACCCCUCCGUGAGUAUCGAGCUCCCAAGGCACGGCCGAUGGGUUCAUUUUUACUCAAGAAAGAUGGGACACUUGUGUUUUCCACUAACUUAGAAAGUAGGAUAUUCGAUCAUCACAUUCAGCGUGCCAUAGAGGGACUUGAGAACAAUCACAUGCAUGACGUUCAUGCCAUCUGCGAAGAUCGACUUUCCGAGUUUGAGAAUUCCAUCGCAGAGGAUGCGGACUCGAGCAGCUGGGUCCCCCUCAAUGUUUUGGAUGCACAUGACGCCUACGUAUUGAAAGUUCGAUUCGCACCGGGACCGGCCCGCUUGCUGGCCACCUGCAGUAGUGAUGGCACAGCACAGAUAUGGCAGUCGCAUAGUGAUGGGUUUUCAAGACAGUGUGGUUUCGAUGGUCAUCCACGAUGGGUGUGGGACUGUGCCUUCGGAGCUGAUCGGAGGUCUUUCUACACUGCCUGCACUGAUGGUGUUGUGCGUUUAUGGGACCUCAGCACUACUGGGCAGCAGCAGUCUAGGGGCAACCCCAUUCACCUUUACCUUCGCGACCAGGGUGGUUAG
This is a messenger RNA of Perkinsus marinus ATCC 50983, 1833 nucleotides long. RefSeq lists its product as hypothetical. The transcript is spliced from 16 exons. NCBI's taxonomy places the organism in Eukaryota, Perkinsozoa, Perkinsida, Perkinsidae. The record is from RefSeq and is a predicted model, not a curated record. Gene Ontology annotation, molecular function: protein binding. Gene Ontology annotation, biological process: TOR signaling; regulation of actin cytoskeleton organization. Gene Ontology annotation, cellular component: TORC2 complex; TORC1 complex. Bases 1 to 1833 code for a protein of 610 amino acids.